UCGCGAUCCUCCCCUCCACACCACCCCGUCAAUUGGACCCCAACACAUCCACCGUCGGGAUCAAUCAUCAUGUCCGCUCCCUCCCUCGCCAACUACAUCGUCAAGCGCCCAUGGCUCAAGCGCUGGAUGAUGCCCAUUGCCCAGUGGUACACCGAUGCCUCCGGCUACAGGAGACUCGGCUUGAGGGCUGAUGACCUGAUCCCCGAGGAGAACGACGUCGUCCAGAAGGCUCUCAAGCGUCUCCCUCCCAAGGAGGCCUACGACCGUAUCUUCCGUAUCCGCAGAGCAUUCCAGUGCUCCAUCUCCCACACUCUCCUCCCCCCUGCUGAGCAGACCAAGCCCUCCGAGGAUGUCGAAUACCUGAGCCCCAUCAUCCGCGAGAUCGAAAAGGAGAACAAGGAGCGCGAGGACCUCGACGCCCUCGUCGUCAGACGGUAAAUGUCUCUCAUCUCCAUCUCCAUUCUAUCCAUUGAACUAGAUUCGAUUGUUGUUCUGGGAUACAACAAAAAUGAAUUGCCGCUGGGGUUUUAUAGACGGGCGCGGGGUUAAGAUUCACACUUGCUGUCCGGCUCGGCGGGGAGAAAGAGAGAGAGAGAGAGAGAGAG
This is a messenger RNA of Aspergillus ibericus CBS 121593, 605 nucleotides long. Its product is annotated as ubiquinol--cytochrome-c reductase subunit 7. Gene Ontology annotation, biological process: mitochondrial electron transport, ubiquinol to cytochrome c. The record is from RefSeq and is a predicted model, not a curated record. Bases 70 to 438 code for a protein of 122 amino acids. Lineage: Eukaryota; Fungi; Ascomycota; Eurotiomycetes; Eurotiales; Aspergillaceae. The transcript has 4 exons.